CGGCCGACGUCUUUGUCCGUUUGUGUAUGUGUACGCCCGUACAGGAUUACCUGAGUCGUCAAGUAAAGUAACGCUAUAACACAGACUGUAUCGAUUCAUCGGUGAGAACUUUUAAUGGACAGGACAGUUCCACAGUUAUCGUCUGCUAUAUUACAGGUGUUAUUUACGACCAGAACCUUGACAACGUCAUGCGAUCUCAUGCAGAAUUAUCUGUCUAAAUAACGACACUGGAUCGGAUAAUAACGGUAUAAUAUGAUGGAUGCAUUUGUGAAAUUAAUACAUAUACCUGCAUUUCAGUGAUUGAUCGUUUUAAUAACUGUACAGGAAUGAGUUAGGGUUGGGCGUAAAAUUCAGUUUGGAAGGCAGCAAUCCUCAAUUAUGGACGUUUUCCGAUAUUUAGGAUUAUGUGUAUAUUGGCUGUUAUGUGUAAAUUAUCACCAUGUGUACGGUCAAUCUGUGGUUUGUUUAAGGACACUUAUAUCAGUAGAGUUAGAUCAAUCUUUUGUGAUAAACUGUGGAAUACGCAAUCUUAGUAUAACAGACCAAACUUCAGUGACAUGGUCCAUACAAGAAACUGGAAAAACCCUGCGUGAAAUUUUCAUACCAAGUGCAUCUGUUAAAUACAGUCUACAAAUAUCAACAAUCAAUAAUGAUGUUACUCUAACUGUAAACAAUGUAGCGAUAGAAGAUGGUGGACAGUAUACAUUAACAGUUGUUGACAACAAUAAAACAUUUCUAACUACAGUUGAUGUUACUGUAGAAGGUCCACCACGAAUAACUAACAUUCAUGACCAUGUAUAUGGUCCACCAGGCAUGGAUCUCUUAUUAGACUGUAGAAUACAGUCUUGGCCAAUACCAGAUUAUUAUAAAUGGUACCAUGACAGUGUGGAACUAAAGAAUGAUAUAAAUAAAUAUAAAAUUACAGACAAGACUAACAGUAGAGAAUCCAUAGCCCAUUUUUACCUGAAAAUCUUCAAAUUUAAUACAGAUAAUGUCGGCUCAUAUGUAUGUGAAGCAAUUAACAAAUUUGGGAGCGCAGAUUUUAAAAUAGAGGCUGGAAUACGGAAUAAAAGUAUACCUUGUAGAGAACAGUAUAAAUGUAAUAAUCUACAGACAUGUUCGUUAGAUCAUGGGUGUAUAUGUUUUGAUGGUUAUAUGGAACGAGCUGAUGGUAGUUGUAUAGAUGUGGAUGAAUGUACUCAUAAUACAUACAAAUGUCCGCAAGACAAACCAGUAUGUAUUAAUACAGAAUCAUUCUAUAAAUGUGGUUGUUCUACAGGAUAUAAACUUAAUGAUAACACAGAUGUUUGUAUAGCUGAUGUACCACAAGAAGAGCCUGUCGUUGAUAAUAUGACUGUAUUUGCUAUUGUUGGUGUUUUUAUGGCUAUUGUUGUGAUUAUAGGAAUUCUUGUUAUUAUCUUUAUAUUAAAGAAAAGAAGACAGAGACCAAAGAUGCCAUUAUCUCACUACGCUCAUGAAACCUCAAAUUCUCCGACCAGUACGGGUAGUAUAGUACCUCAUAUGACAGCUAAUCAGGUAGAAAUACAGUAUGAAAUAGGUAAAGGUAGAUUCGGUCAGGUGUUUAUAGCUAAAGCUUGGAAUGUAUCUGAUACAGGAUUGUGGGAAACAGUUGCUAUUAAACAGUCACGAGAUGAUAUAGCAGCUGAAGAUAAAAGUGUAUUUUUACAUGAAUUAAACCUAGUGAAGAAUAUACCCUAUAACAGACAUAUUGUCAGAUGUGUUGGCUAUUUUUAUGAUCCCAUCGUGUCAAUGUUAUUUGAGUAUAUGCCCUGUGGGGAUCUAUUAACGUAUAUUCGACAGAAACGACCUCAAAGCUUUAGAAUGAGUAAUUCGUCAAUUAAUACAGCACCUCUUUCAGCUACCCAAAUCUUUAACUUUGCUCUACAGUGUGCUAAAGGAAUGCAACAUCUUCACGAAAAUAAGAUUAUACACAGAGAUUUGGCAGCUAGAAAUAUAUUGGUAGCCAAUGAAAAUUGUUGUAAAAUAUCAGAUUUUGGUAUGGCACGUAAAGUUGGUGAAGAUUACAGUUAUACUUCAAGAUCAAAGAGACCAUUACCUAUCUUAUGGAUGGCUCCAGAAGCUAUAUUUAAUGAUCGUACAAGUAAUAAAAGUGAUGUGUGGUCAUAUGGUGUUUUAUUUUGGGAGAUGGUUACCUUAGGAUCUCGACCCUACCCCGGUAAAUCAGGUCAACAAGUAUUACAGAUGUUAAAAGAAGGUGAACAAAUGGAACAUCCUCGUCACUGUGCUCUAGAAAUAUAUCGUAUAAUGACAGACUGCUGGCAGUAUGAUCCUGAAAGUCGACCAGAAUUCCACGAAAUUGCUGACGAAGUUGAAAUGAGAUUAGAUUCGGCUGAGAAUUAUUUAAAUUUAUUUAACUAUAAUAAAAACAAUUAUUAUUUUGUGGAUCAUGUAUCUAUGAGUGACAUGGACAUAGACCAUUCUGAGAGCGAAACCAAUACUUUCACAAGAUCUAGGUCACGUCGAUCCUAUAAACAACCGGUUUUACAUCUUUAGUGAAGAAUCAGUUUACAUCAUUAGAAAAGGAUUGGUUUUUUACCUUUAGUAAAGAAUUGGUUUUACAUCAUUAGUAAAGAAUCGGUUUUACAUUUUUUGUAAAUAAUUGGUUUUAUACCUUUAGUGGAGGGUUGGAUGACCGAAUGGUUAGCGAGUGUGUCUUGUAUCAUGAGUUCUGUCAUUGAGUGAACUGGCGUGGUUUUCGAUUCCCUGGUUGUACAUGACAAAGAGUAGGGUCGCCUUUCCAACCUCGUGGGUUUUCUCCGAGUCCUCCGGUUUCCUCCCACUGUUAAAGACCCCUACGCGCAAGCGAAUUAUUGAAAUAAAAUUGAACCUUGUGUUAGUCCCAAAAUGACCUGGUUUGUGUCGAGUGGACCUCAAACACCAUUUCUCCCUCUCCCCUUAUAUCUUUAGUAAAGAAUCGGUUUACGUCUUUAGUAAAGAAUCAGUUUACAUCAUUAGUAAAGAAUUGGUUUUACAUCUUUUAGUAAAGAAUUGGUUUUACAUCUUUAGUAAAGAAUUGGUUUUACAUCUUUAGUAGAGAAUCAAUUUUACAUUUUUAGCAAACAACCGGUUUUACAUCUUCAGUGAUCAGCUGGUUUUAUGCUGUUAGUGUGUGCAAACAUCUUUUUAACAACUGGUUUUAUAUCUUUAGUGCGAAGUAUAAAUAACCUGUUUUACGUUACUAGUGUGAAAUAUACUGGUAUAUGGAUAAGAGAAUGAAAUGUAAAAUAUAUCUUACAUGCAAAGUCCCAAUGAAGUGCUAUACUAUCACCAUGUUUUUGUGGUUAAGACACUAUUUAUGUUAAUUAGGCUUACAAUGCAGGGUAUGCUUGUCAUAUCCAGAGGAUCUGCCUGGUGGUACAUUCCAAUAGAAAUUUUGUCUAAAAUAUUUAUAGCAAUGGUCAGAAUAUUUUUUGAGGGUAUUAACCAACCUGCUGUGCCUUUUAUAACAUGCAAAGUGUGAAUUUCACCUGUUUUGUUAUAUGUAUGUUACGUUAUUCUUAUUUCAUUUAUAUGUUUCAUCACAUUUAGUCACCGGCUUUACAAACUUCCCAUCAGAAAAAAAUCAACAUAUUUCAAAAUGGACCUAUCCUUGUAUACAUAGCAAUUAAUCAUCAUGCUAGUGCAAAAGCACAAUUAUAGUUAUACAAAAAUGUUACAUUAUUAAUGGUGUACAUUUGUAGAUAGUCUAUAUAUAAAUACCAAAACUAUACAUUAAUGGUGUACAAUUGUAGAUAUUUUAUAUAUAUAUAUACAAAAACUAUACAUUAUUAAUGGUGUGCAUUCGUAAAUAUUUUAUAUACAAAAACUAUACAUUUUUAUGGUGUACAUUUGUAGAUGACGUUUCAUAUGUAAAUUUUAUACAUGUGUGUUUAGUAUUUUGAAGAUUCAUAAAUAUUAUUGUUAUUUAUUAUUUGAAAUCAGGUUUUAAAUUUUGUGCCAAAAUGUUUCCUAUAAGCACAUAAUAAAACAAUAUUUUCACA
Messenger RNA from Patella vulgata (common limpet), 4022 nucleotides. RefSeq names its product insulin-like growth factor 1 receptor. The record is from RefSeq and is a predicted model, not a curated record. Bases 379 to 2535 code for a protein of 718 amino acids. Lineage: Eukaryota; Metazoa; Mollusca; Gastropoda; Patellidae. Gene Ontology annotation, cellular component: signaling receptor complex. Gene Ontology annotation, biological process: multicellular organism development; positive regulation of kinase activity; protein phosphorylation. Gene Ontology annotation, molecular function: ATP binding; calcium ion binding; transmembrane receptor protein tyrosine kinase activity. The transcript has 16 exons.